Messenger RNA from Pollicipes pollicipes, 1587 nucleotides. RefSeq names its product ubiquitin thioesterase otubain-like. Gene Ontology annotation, cellular component: nucleus. Gene Ontology annotation, molecular function: ubiquitin binding; cysteine-type deubiquitinase activity. The transcript has 8 exons. The record is from RefSeq and is a predicted model, not a curated record. NCBI's taxonomy places the organism in Eukaryota, Metazoa, Arthropoda, Thecostraca, Pollicipedomorpha, Pollicipedidae. Bases 99 to 884 code for a protein of 261 amino acids. Gene Ontology annotation, biological process: protein K48-linked deubiquitination.
UAAUCCAGGCUGGCUCGGGCCGUCAUUUGGCUUGCUUGGCGUGGGAGUGCUUGGUGAAUACAAUAUACAGCUUUCUGUCAGGUAUUCCACCAAUUGAUAUGUCUGAAGAAACUGCUAUGAAACCUGCACAGGCUGAAGUAAAUCAGGAUGAUCUAGUCAUGGCGCAACAGCGUAAUAUUGAGCAAGAGAUUGCCGCCAACACAGCUCUGGUAGGGGCCGUGGAGGAGGUCACCUGUCUGCUGGAGGAGUACGCCAGCGACGCCGUGUACCAGCAGAAGAUCAAGCACCUCAACACCAAGUACCACUCGCUGCGGCGGACCCGGCCCGACGGCAACUGCUUCUUCAGGGCCUUCGCCUUCAGCUACUUCGAGAGCCUGAUUGGCGACCAGCAGGAGUUCGAGAGGUUUUACAAGAUUGCAAAAGACAGCAAGGACGAUUUGAUAGCACUCGGAUUCCCGAAAUUCACGUUAGAAGACUUCCAUGAUAUGUUUAUCGAGGUGCUGGACCGAGUGAAGUCGGCCCAGUCGGCCGACGACAUCGAGCAGAUCCUGCAGGAGCCGGCCUACUCCGACUACGUGGUGGUCUACAUGCGGCUGGUCACCUCGGGGCACAUGCAGAAGAACGCCGACUUCUACGUCAACUUCCUGGACGGCUACCCCAGCGUCAAGGACUUCUGCGCGCUGGAGGUGGAGCCCAUGUACAAGGAGUCGGACCACAUCCACAUCACGUGUCUGACCUCGGCCGUCGGGGUCGGCGUCCGGGUCGAGUAUAUGGACCGCGGCGGCAAUGAGGUCAACGCACACGACUUCUGCCCCGAAGGCGUGGAUGAGCCCCGCAUCCGGCUGCUCUAUCGGCCGGGCCACUACGACAUCCUGUAUCUGUGAUUCGGGCUGACAUCUGCCGGCCACGAAAGCAAUUUCAGUUUCUAAUGGCGGUUACCAGGCGGCGUGCGCCCCGCCCACAUGCGACCGCGAUGGGCAACUUCGCGCAGUGCUCGGCCCCCGGAGGCGCGGCACCGGGGCGCCGUGCCCCUGCUCGGAUACGAGCAUUGUCCGGACAAGAAGAAGGUGCACGUGCCCCCACUGCCCCUGCCGGUCCACGUCGACAGAUCCGUGCUCCUUGCCAGUCGGUAUGGCACCUGGCGUCUUGAGGGGCGCAGAGGUCACCUCAACAGCGGGAGCCCUGGUGCGCGAGCCGCUGACCGGCUCGUGUACUCUGCCGUCACUGCCAACUCUGCUCCCGGACGACCUCCGUCUGACCAGACGCCACGACCGCGGCCGCGGCCAUCCGGUAGCGCAUCUUCGCGGUGUCAUUCCUCCCCCGUGCGCGUCCUCCGUUGCAGAGGCGCUGCAGAGGGAUGGGACGCCGUAUGGGGCAAACUUCAUCCCAUCCGUGCAGUGGGGUGUCGUCGAUGUCUUCGUCCUCGGCGCGAUCCGCAUGAAAUAAACUGAUGCAUGUGAUAGAUGUUCUCAUUGGUGACGCUGUUGACUUCUUGCACCUUGGUCUGUUAUUGGCAUUGAACAUGUUGACCGAAGUACAGUUAAAUAAAUGGUCCGAUUGAAAUAAACAACUAUAUUUUUUCGAGAA